Eupeodes corollae is the source of this 544-nucleotide messenger RNA. RefSeq lists its product as uncharacterized. Lineage: Eukaryota; Metazoa; Arthropoda; Insecta; Diptera; Syrphidae. The record is from RefSeq and is a predicted model, not a curated record. The coding region runs from base 108 to 434 and encodes 108 amino acids. The transcript has 3 exons.
UAAUUGAAGCAAAUUCUUAGAGUCAAUUUUAUUCAGUUCAUUUAAAAUUUUCAAAUAAAUAGAUCUUCAAAAUUGUUUCAAGGUAUAAGUUAUUUUAAACAACAACUAUGAAUUUCCUUACUUUACAGCUCGGAGUCGCUUUAAGUCUACUCGUUCUUAUUGGAAAUUGUGGCCAAACAUAUGCUGCACCAAAACCAUGCAAGGGCGGUUGCAGUGGAACACCAGCCUAUAAUUCAGGUUAUACUGCACAUAAUCCCGCAGUUUUAUCGACUCCAUUAGGACAUUCAGGAACAGGUGCUGUCGGAAAUCAUCAUGACCUUGAUGGAGUUUAUAGUGGAUCUGAAGGUGCCGACGUUAUGGGGUAUAAUAAUAUAGUGAAGGAACUUAUAGACCUUUUCCUCAGCAUCAAAGCUCCAAUCAAUAUUUUAAGUUAAUCACACUAUAAAUUUGCAGUAAAAUAAAAUGUUUGUUUGCCUUUUGCAAAAAUGAAACCUAAGAUUUGAAGGGGUUACAAAAAAGGAAUAAAAGUAUUGGAAUAAAAAAA